UUGUAUGUUACUUUACUUGUUAAUUUCAUUUUAUCAUGCUGCUUUUUAUGGGUUACAUCAGUAUACAGGCUGCAACAGGAAACGGCACGGCGAAAGGGAAAAUUCAAAGACAUCUUUUCAGGAGAAUUUCGAGGAUGCCGUCCUGGAAAGACAGUUCAGAUGUCGGAGUCGGAAGUGAGGGGGCUCUGCACCAAGUCCCGGGAGAUAUUCCUACAGCAGCCCAUAUUACUGGAAUUAGAAGCACCACUCAAAAUUUGUGGUGAUAUACACGGUCAGUACACAGACCUGCUACGUCUAUUUGAAUAUGGCGGUUUCCCGCCAGAAGCUAACUAUCUAUUUUUGGGCGAUUACGUCGAUCGCGGCAAACAGUCUCUCGAAACCAUAUGCCUCUUGCUCGCAUAUAAAAUAAAGUAUCCAGAGAAUUUCUUUCUGCUUCGAGGCAAUCACGAAUGCGCGAGCAUAAAUCGUAUUUAUGGUUUCUAUGAUGAAUGCAAACGCAGGUAUAACAUAAAGCUGUGGAAGACAUUCACGGAUUGUUUCAAUUGUUUGCCGAUAGCUGCUAUUAUUGAUGAGAAGAUAUUCUGUUGUCAUGGAGGCCUCUCGCCCGAUCUUCAGGGUAUGGAACAGAUCAGAAGGAUAAUGAGACCCACUGAUGUGCCCGAUACAGGUUUGCUCUGUGAUCUUCUAUGGUCUGAUCCCGAUAAGGAUGUACAAGGAUGGGGUGAGAAUGAUCGUGGUGUUUCAUUCACAUUCGGACCAGAUGUAGUCAACAAGUUCCUCAACAGACACGAUCUAGAUUUGAUAUGUAGAGCCCAUCAGGUUGUUGAAGAUGGUUAUGAGUUCUUUGCUAAGCGUCAGCUGGUCACACUAUUCUCAGCCCCAAAUUACUGCGGCGAGUUUGAUAAUGCUGGUGGCAUGAUGUCCGUUGAUGAAACGCUAAUGUGCUCCUUCCAGAUAUUAAAGCCAUCUGAGAAAAAGGCAAAGUAUCAGUACAAUGGUAUCAACAGCGGCAGACCGGCGACGCCUCAGAGAUCGCCACCGAAAAAGAAAUAA
Messenger RNA from Danaus chrysippus (African queen), 1053 nucleotides. Lineage: Eukaryota; Metazoa; Arthropoda; Insecta; Lepidoptera; Nymphalidae. The record is from the annotation of a GenBank genome assembly.